UUCACUUUGCAAUAACAGGAUGAACAAAACCGGAAACGGAAACAUCAGCAAAAAUAAAUCCGUUCUACAACAAAAAUAAGUCAUUCCGAGCCUGAAACCUCGGCGUCUUCAAGCAACAGUACACCACCAGACGCGUCCGGCAUGGUUGACUAUGCAGUUCUCAACACCGGGAGGAAGAUGCCCCUGAUUGGUCUGGGAACAUGGAAGAGUGAGCCUGGAAAGGUGAAGGAGGCUGUGCAGUAUGCUCUGGAGGCUGGCUAUCGGCACAUUGACUGCGCUGCUGUCUACGGCAACGAAGACGAGAUCGGAGAGGCCCUUCAGGAGAAACUGGGGCCGGACAAGGAAGUGAAGCGAGAGGAAGUCUUUGUGACAUCCAAGCUGUGGAACACCAUGCAUCACCCAGAGGAUGUAGAGCCAGCCCUGCUGAAGACACUCAAGGCCCUGAAACUGGACUACCUGGACCUCUACCUCAUCCACUGGCCCUACGCCUUCCAGCGGGGAGACAUGUUCUUCCCGAAGAGUGCGGACGGCACACUGCUCUAUGAUCACAUCGACUACAAGCAGACCUGGAGUGCCAUGGAGAAGCUGGUGGAGAAGGGGCUGGUGCGGGCCAUCGGCCUCUCCAACUUCAACAGCAGGCAGAUCGACGACGUCAUCACCAUAGCAACCAUCAAGCCUGCCGUCCUGCAGGUGGAGUGCCACCCCUACCUGGCGCAGACGGAGCUGCUGGCACACUGCCGUGCUCGCGGGCUGGUGGUGACAGCGUACAGCCCGCUGGGGUCCCCCGACCGCGCCUGGAAGCACCCAGACGAGCCAGUGCUGCUGGAGGAGCCCAUCGUCAACAAGCUGGCUGAGAAAUACGGCAAAUCACCAGCGCAGGUCAUCCUCAGGUGGCAGGUGCAGCGAGGGGUGGUGACGAUUCCCAAGAGCGUGACCGAGUCUCGCAUCCUUCAGAACAUCCAGGUGUUUGACUUCACGCUGGAGGAUGAAGAGAUGCAGGCGAUGGGAUCGAUGAACAAGAACUGGCGCUACAUUGUACCCAUGAUCACAGUUGAUGGGAAGUCUGUUCCCCGGGAUGCAGGUCACCCCCUCUACCCCUUCAACGAGCCCUAUUGAGAUUCACGCUGCCCCCUUGCCGUGCCUUCACGCUCCUGCUGUAGCGUGGCAACACCUCAAUACUGCUGCCUUACCUGCUUUGUCACUGACCAGCAGAAAUAAACACUCGUCUUUUACUCAUGA
This is a messenger RNA of Polyodon spathula (Mississippi paddlefish), 1239 nucleotides long. RefSeq names its product aldo-keto reductase family 1, member A1b (aldehyde reductase) (gene akr1a1b). Lineage: Eukaryota; Metazoa; Chordata; Actinopteri; Acipenseriformes; Polyodontidae. Gene Ontology annotation, biological process: aldehyde catabolic process. Gene Ontology annotation, molecular function: aldose reductase (NADPH) activity. Gene Ontology annotation, cellular component: cytosol. The coding region runs from base 142 to 1116 and encodes 324 amino acids. The transcript has 9 exons. The record is from RefSeq and is a predicted model, not a curated record.